Macrobrachium nipponense is the source of this 830-nucleotide messenger RNA. It is a transcript of the gene mRpL55, whose product is annotated as large ribosomal subunit protein mL55-like. NCBI's taxonomy places the organism in Eukaryota, Metazoa, Arthropoda, Malacostraca, Decapoda, Palaemonidae. The transcript has 6 exons. Gene Ontology annotation, molecular function: structural constituent of ribosome. Gene Ontology annotation, biological process: translation. Gene Ontology annotation, cellular component: mitochondrial large ribosomal subunit. Bases 341 to 688 code for a protein of 115 amino acids. The record is from RefSeq and is a predicted model, not a curated record.
ACAAGCAAGGGAGCCGUUUCAAAGGCAUAUCCUAUCUACUACUACUAAUAGUUGUUUCCGUGGCCGAAGACUUGUCCGCAGUCAAUCCAAACUCCCUUUGUUUUGUGUUUGUUCUGAGUAAAACGUGACCACAACGAACAAAAGAGAAGAAGCUCAAGCAAACACAAACAAAGGAGGAAUAAAAAAAGCAAGGGAGCCGUUUCAAAGGCAUAUCCCACCCACUACUACUACUACUACUACUAACGUAAGGUUGCAGUGUUUCUUGAGGAUUUGCAAAUGUUUGCGAUUUUGUGAAGAACUUGCGUAUGAUAAUUAGUUAAGUUCCAAUGAAAAGUUCGCGAUGAAUGUCUCGGCAUGCAAUGUUAUGGGUUCCCUGAUUCGUGGAUUUUCUACAUCAACUAGAAUUGACAUUAACUGCCAUCGAACAAGCAUAGCCCGUAUUGGACGGCUUACAUAUACAAGGGUGUAUCCAACAACAUUAGUACAAAGUGAUGGAUCAACUAUAAUGGUUCGUUACCAUGAACCUAGACAGAUUAUUAAGAUGCCUAUAGACUUGACCACGUUAACUGAAGUAGAACGUAGAAAGCGGCUGGAUGCCCGGAAACCGAAGGUCAAGGUGUUGAUUGAUGAUGAUAUAGAGGAUGAUUUCAACCUUGAUAAUUAUCAGCAUUUGUGGAAGAAAAAAUAAAAACCAUGAUUGAUAUGAUUUGAGGUAAAUAAUAAAUAUUCUGUGCAAAGUUUCUUUGCAAUUUUUUCAACUCAUGUUGCAUGGUUUGAAUUCAGUUCGUUGUUGUACAUACAGUAUUUGUUUAAUAAAAAAAUUUUUCUUA